Nelumbo nucifera (sacred lotus) is the source of this 2210-nucleotide messenger RNA. RefSeq lists its product as uncharacterized. Lineage: Eukaryota; Viridiplantae; Streptophyta; Magnoliopsida; Proteales; Nelumbonaceae. The record is from RefSeq and is a predicted model, not a curated record. Gene Ontology annotation, cellular component: membrane.
GCUCUGCUAAAGCAUACCUCCAUCCCUCUCUCUCUCUCUCUCUCUCUCUCUCUCUCUCUCUCUAUACAUUUUUUCUUUUAUAAAAGCCUUGUGAAGAAGUGAAUGAAGACGAAAUCCUAGAUUCUUUUUCUCGAUCUACCACCCACUCUCUCUCUCGCUAUCUCAUCUCUCCAAAUUUUACUUAGAGAGAACGAAUCAAAGCUGGGAAUGGAUACUCUUGGUUUGCGGUGUCUGCUCUGAGGCUUUGCAGAGCACCCGCAAAUGAAGCUCUUUAUUUCGAAGAUCGUUUUCUUCCUCCUUGUUUUCACUUCUCUUGCUGCGAUCUCAGCUGGUUCUCCAAUCUUCCAGAGAUGGAGAAGCAGAACAUUUCAGAAGCUUAUAUUGGGAGAGGAGAAUUUGGGGCCCUGGGCGACUGGGCUCUUGCAGUUCGCGCAAGCGCCAGGGCCUGCGUACCGUGCGCCUCCUGAUACACUUGUUUUGGCCGCAAAAAGAACCAACAGGCCUGACAUACUUCGUGGUUUCAAGCGUUAUCGAGGUGGUUGGGACAUUUCUAACAAGCAUUACUGGGCAUCUGUAGGGUUCACAGGUGCUGCUGGGUUUCUUCUUGCUGCCCUAUGGUUUGUUUCUUUUGGCUUUGGUCUCGUGGUACAUUAUUGCUGUAAAUGCAGAAUAAGCAUCACAGACAAGGGAACCCGCAAUUCACAUAGGAUUUGCUUUAUUCUGCUACUUGUCUUCACGUGUGCUGCAGCGGUUGGAUGUAUUCUUUUAUCUGUGGGGCAAGAUAAAUUUCAUGAUGAAGCAUUGCAUACUCUACAUUAUGUUCUAAACCAGUCAGACUACACUGUGCAGACACUUAGAAAUGUCACGGCAUUUCUAUCACUUGCCAAGACUAUAAAUGUGAACGAGGUUAUCCUCCCAUCAGAUGUUAAGGAUGAAAUCGACAAGUUGAACUGGGAUUUAAAUGCAGCAGCAAACACACUGACAGAGAAAUCUGCUGAAAGUUCUGGCAAAAUAAGAAAAGUCUUCAAUGCUGUACGAUCGACAUUGAUUGCCGUAGCUGCGGUGAUGCUUCUCCUUUCUGUUAUUGGCCUUUUGCUCUCUGUCCUUGGGCACCAACAUGCAAUUUUGAUAUUCAUCUUGAGUGGCUGGUUGCUUGUAGCAAUUACAUUCAUCCUUUGUGGUAUUUUUGUAAUCCUCAACCAUGCAAUUUCAGACACUUGUGUGGCCAUGGAAGAAUGGGUGGACAAUCCCCGAGCAGAGACAGCACUUAGCAGCAUCCUCCCAUGUGUUGAUCAGGAAACUACUAACAAGACCCUCUUCCAGAGUAAACAAGUCAUCCUUCAGAUUGUGAAUGUUGUCAACACAGCAAUAUACACUUUUGUUGACACAGAUCCUCCUCCCGAGAGUACUUUUAAUUACCGCAAUCAAACUGGGCCUCUGAUGCCACCUCUCUGUUCUCCAUUUGAUUCUGAGAUGCAUGAUCGCCCAUGUCAACCCCAGGAGGUUUCCAUUGCGAAUGCAUCCUCGGUGUGGCAGAAGUACACUUGCACAGUCUCAGCAUCUGGUUUAUGUACUAGCGUGGGGAGGGUGACCCCUGAACUGUAUGCAAAAUUGGUAGCAGCCGUAAAUGUGAGUUAUGCCCUUGAUCACUACGCCCCACCCUUGCUAAGCUUCCAGAAUUGCAAUUUCGUCCGGGAGACGUUCAGGAACAUCACUUCCAACUACUGCUCUCCAUUGGAGCAUCACGUCCAGAUGGUGAAUGCAGGACUGGGGCUAAUUGCAGUGGGAGUCAUGCUGUGUCUCAUGCUCUGGAUACUCUAUGCAAACCGCCCCAAAGGGAGGCAGUGUUUGUGAAAUUUUACCUGCCAAUAAGGUCUCGAUGUUGUGGUUGAGGACGAGGCCGAAUCAGCAACAAUAACAACAGUAACAAUGGCAGACAUAAUAGUAGAAAUGUCCCUUCACCCUCAGAUGGGGUCCUUGUAUAAACCACACAUGUUACAACAGCAACAGAUACAAGUAUAGGAUUAGCUUCUAGGUUUACCCCUUUUAGCAGAUCAAACCCAGGUGGGGCGAAGCACCAUUUUUUGGGGUUUGGGGGUUACGAGUCAUUUCUUGUAUAGUUGGUUACAGAGUAAUGUGAUAAGAGAUGUUAACAGAAAUCUUCUGUUACCAUACCAUAAUAAAAGCAAAUCAAAAGCUUUGGUUCUCUA